AUGACGGAAGAACUACGAUAUUACGCACGUUUGGAGCGCCAUUUGCAAGCCCUGCAGACGUGGUUAAAAGGCGCAAAGCCAUCGUACUCUACUGCAAUUGCUUCUGAAGGCUCAGACGUUGUGCAGAGCAAGUUUUUCCCGCUGUUAAAGACACAGGAACUUGGGAGUAUCGUGCUCUAUAGUCCCACACUAGGAUCGACGCAGACACUGCUACGCGAGACACUCAGACCUGCAGCGCCGCCUGGUCUCGUCUGUUAUACUGAACUUCAGUCGAGCGGUAAAGGGCGUGGUACGAACACGUGGUCAUCGCCCGAAGGCUGCCUCACCUUCUCCUUCCAGAGCGUCUUUAUUGACGGUGCUACACUACCGUUUGUACAAUAUCUCGUUUCGCUCGCUAUUAUUAAGGCUGUCGAGGUGGUACAUGCUGCAGUACCUAGCAGUGCUGGACUCGUGAAGAUCAAGUGGCCCAAUGACAUUUACGCCCAUCAGGUCAAGAUUGGGGGUAUCUUAUGCCAAUCCGAGUACCGUGACGGCACAUUCAGCGUCACGACCGGCAUUGGUAUCAACAUUUCAAACCGGUCGCCAACAGUAUGUCUUCAGGACAUCUUGAGCACGGAGAAGCAUCCUUGCAAUGUUACAAAGGAAGAGUUCUUGGCAGCGUUCUGUAACGUGUACGAGCCCAUGGAAAAGCUAUUCCUCAAAAAAGGAUUUGAACCGUUCAUGGCAGAUUAUUUGGCGCGAUGGCUGCAUACGGAUCAGGUCGUGCAGGUCACGAGUAGUGAAGAUGUAAGCAAUAACAAGGUACCUGCUGUGAUCAAGGGGCUUACGAGUACAGGCUGCCUUUUGGCACAGGGUGACGAUGGCUCACGUCUCGAGCUCUACCCGGAUGGAAACUCAUUUGACUUCCUGACUGGAUUGCUGAAGCGCAAAUUAUAG
Peronospora belbahrii is the source of this 936-nucleotide messenger RNA. Lineage: Eukaryota; Oomycota; Peronosporomycetes; Peronosporales; Peronosporaceae. The record is from the annotation of a GenBank genome assembly.